Messenger RNA from Colletotrichum spaethianum, 1086 nucleotides. RefSeq names its product 2-hydroxyacid dehydrogenase. Bases 1 to 1086 code for a protein of 361 amino acids. The transcript has a single exon. Lineage: Eukaryota; Fungi; Ascomycota; Sordariomycetes; Glomerellales; Glomerellaceae. The record is from RefSeq and is a predicted model, not a curated record. Gene Ontology annotation, molecular function: D-lactate dehydrogenase (NAD+) activity; NAD binding.
AUGAAGCUCGCCGUCUUUAGUACCAAAGCCUACGACAGGAAGUAUAUUUCCGCCGCACACGAGGCAAAGAAGGAAGAGUUCAAAAAGCACAACGCAAAGCUCACCGAUGACAACACUGACUUCGGCAUCAUCUAUCACGACUUCUCCCUGUCGUCCGAGACCGUCUCCCUUGUCAAGGACGUCGACGCCGUCUGCGUCUUCGUGAAUGACUCUCUUACCGCUGAUGUUGUCGAGAAGCUGCACAAGGCUGGCUGCAAGGCCAUCCUGCUGCGCUGCGCGGGUUUCAACAAUGUCGACCUUAAGACAGCCGAGAAGUUUGGCAUCUUCGUCGCCAACGUCCCCUCGUACUCGCCCGAGGCUGUCGCAGAGUUCGCUGUCGCCCUGCUGCAAUCCCUCAACCGACGCACUCACCGAGCCUACAACCGGACCCGCGAAGGCAACUUCAACCUCGAUGGUCUACUAGGCAAGACUGUACAUGGGAAGACGGUGGGCAUCAUCGGUACGGGAAGGAUUGGUGUGUCUAUGGCACGCAUCAUGAAGGGUUUCGGCUGCACUAUCUACGCCUUUGACCCCUUCGAGUCGGACGCCUUCAAGGAGUUUGGCGAGUACCUGCCUCUGGAGGAGCUUCUGCCCAAAUGCGACUUUAUCAGCUUGCACUGCCCUCUGAUGGACAAGACGAAGCACAUCAUCAACGACAAGACGCUCAAGCAGAUGAAGCCCGGCUCCAUACUGAUCAACACGUCCCGAGGCGGCCUGGUUGACACAAAGGCCGUCAUCCACGCCCUAAAGACUAAGCAUCUCGGCGGCCUGGCCCUUGACGUAUACGAAGGCGAGGGUGAUCUCUUCUACAAUGAUCAUUCGGGCCACAUCAUCGACGAUGACCUGCUUACCCGGCUCAUGACCUUCCCCAACGUUCUCAUCUGCGGCCACCAAGGGUUCUUCACCGAGGAAGCGCUGCAGGAGAUCUCCGAGUGCACUUUCCGCAACCUUGAGGACUUCAUGCUUGGGCGCAAGUGCUCGAACUCUUUGGUCAGAGAAGAGUUCACCAAGACGCGAAGAGAUUCACUCCCAGUGCGCAUUGUUUGA